Kalmanozyma brasiliensis GHG001 is the source of this 2778-nucleotide messenger RNA. Its product is annotated as HTH CenpB-type DNA-binding domain protein. Lineage: Eukaryota; Fungi; Basidiomycota; Ustilaginomycetes; Ustilaginales. Gene Ontology annotation, cellular component: nucleus. The coding region runs from base 1 to 2778 and encodes 925 amino acids. The record is from RefSeq and is a predicted model, not a curated record. Gene Ontology annotation, molecular function: DNA binding. The transcript has a single exon.
AUGAACCACCAGCACGCCAUCACCGGCCUCGGUCUCAGGAUGGAUGGCCACAAUCCUCUGUCCGACUUGACCAACCUCGUAGCAUCGCCUCGCCAUUCUGCCACUGGUGCCGCUCAGGCUGCAGAACCGCUUCAGGCACAGACAGUCGCGAAACCCAGCGACCACGUGAACGCAACCCACGAAGCGAGCUACGACGCUGGAUCGCAAGACACGCUCAUGGAGCCCUCUCCAACGGCCCAGAUCUUUCACAGUGCUCGUACCGACGAAGGGGUCGCGUAUUCAAGCGGUGCGCUCUGUCCGUCGCAGGAAGAGCCGCACGUAGAAGAAGCAGCUCCGCACCAGUCUGACGCGCAACCCGUUUGUCUGACCCAGGCUUACGGCGUGGACACGAGCUACAACCCCGUCGGCGUCCAAGCGGAGAAUCCAGCUCCCCACCACUACCUUCACAGUCCGACUCGAGGUUCGGGCUCGCAAGCCAUGACUCAAGCGCAUCUCGGCCCUGACGACGGGCAGCAACUGGGUCACACCAUCGGAGAGCAGGCUCACGCUUCUGCCUUCCUGCCCAAGCUCGAAGCGUCACCUGGUGUCCAGCAAUACCAGGCCAGGUCGUACCCUUGCUCUCCCGGCUCUCCAACCAAUCGACCCCAGACUCUGUCGCAAUCAGAGCUGCGCUCGCUAAGCAACAAUGCCAAUACUAUCGCCGGUCGCCAUGCGUAUUCGCACAGAUCCAGUCACAGCCUCAGCCAGGCCACAGCCUUCACGUCAAGCACGCCUCAUCACGGCAUUCUCCCUCAAUACCACUUUAGCGCGCCUGUUUCGCCUUCUGACAGCCUAGGCCGCGGUCCAUACGACGCAAUCUUUCAGUAUCCGAGUCAGCGGCACGAGACGGGUCCCAGCGCGGCCGAUCACGCCCAUCUGCAGCGCCACAACGGUGCCCACGGCAUCGCUCGCAACUCGGUUGUGUCGACGGCUCCGUCAAUGAGGUCGGCCUCGCCCUCGGCAAGCCUAGCGUCCACAUCGAUGACCUCCAUCUCGCCCCUGGGCAGCGCUCGCUUCAAUGCCGAUGGAUCGUUCACCUCGCAGGAGACUUCCUUCGAUAGCUGGUCGAAUGCCGCCUCGGGCUCCUUUAGUCGCGCCUCUUCCACCUCGGACGACGUCUACGCAGGCGACUUGGGCUCACUCGGCCUACCCUUAUCUCGCGCUACGCCCAAGCCGAAGAGGAAGCUUCGCAACAUCGACCGCAAGAUGAUCUGCGACUUUUCUGCGUCUCAUCCUACAAUCAAGCAAGACGCCAUCGCCGCAAAAUUUGACAUCGAGAGGAGCACCGUCAGCAAAAUCCUCAAGAACAAGGAAAAGUGGCUAUCGGUCGAGCCUGGAAGCGAAGCCGCAAGGAUCUCGAAGCACCGGGCUGUCAAGUUCCCGGCGGUCGAGGAUCAGUUGGCUAGCUGGAUCGCUGAGUUCAAGACGCGCGGCGAAGGCGUUCGUGACUCGACCAUCCGACAAGAGGCUCUGCGCAUUGCCCGAGAGCUUGGUCUCGGCGAGGACCAGUUCAAAGCAUCCGGCGGCUGGAUCGAAAAGUUCAGGGAACGCAACCACAUCCCUAAGCUGCCGAUCGCUGACGCGACACAGUCUGGACUAGCCGAGUCCCUCGGCGACUUGAAGCGAUCCCCAAGCAUCGGUGGGAGCCAGCUCUUCGAGGUCGGACCCCAUCUCUCGAUCGCCGCCCCUUCGGCAUCGAUCGGACAGUCGCCGGACGACGAUCCUGAUUCUAGUACGCAUCCCAAAGCAGCCCGACGUCAGCCUUCACGAGGCAGCAAAGCAAAAGCGGCGACCCACAAGCGAUGCAGGAAUGACGACGCUGAACAGCACCAAGCGAUGCCGGCCAUGGCUCCUUUGAGUCAGGACAUGGCUCGCAUGCACUUUCACAGCGCCAGUCUUCCCGGCCCGGUACCCCACGCUGCUUUCUUCCAGCCUCACGUCUUCAUGGGACCUCCAGCCGUCCCGCAGCCCUUUCCGCCGUACGCGGUCAUGUCGCAGGGCUAUGGCAAGGUGCUUUCAUCGUCUCACGCCGCAGAAGGGGAUGAAGCGGAGUCCGACCGCAAGCGGCGACGAGCCAGCGAGGUGACACAAGAGGCCGAGGGCGCUGUGGGUCUCGGUGCAGCAUUCGACUUCCGCUUCCCUCCCGUCCCCAUUUCCGCAGCACCAUCACCUUCGCCUCAGCUUCCUUCGCCGGGACAGGCUUCCCAGACUCUCAGUCAGGCGGUCGUGACUCCGCAGAAAAGCAACGGUCGAGGUCGACGCGCCACGGCAAGGUCGGCUGAUGGCAGCAGCCGCAAUGGCUCUCGCCGAGGUAAGGGCCGGUUGUCGAAUGCCAAUCAUGCGCCCCAGACUCCGUCUCCGCUUUCCAUGUCGCCAGCAGCUGGGAGCGAUGAGGCCGGCUUUCCCGCUUCCCAUGCAGACGCGGAGCGCGCGAUCACAGCCAGGCUCGAAAGCAUCGCUGCCUCGCAAGUCUCCGGCGACAGUGCAAGCAGCAUCUCAGCUGAGCAAGCCAAGCACUCUUUGGACCUCGUUCUCCGGUACCUGAGCGAACAGCCGGGCGACAUUCUCCCUUCCGACCACUUUGUUGUGUUCGGUAACCUGCGUGCCAACAUCGAGCACAGGAUUCAGAGCGGAUCUUCGAACAGUCCAGGUCCAGCGACGGAGCUGCAGUCACCUCUGCCUCUUCCAAACAGCGAGACGGUUGAUGACGUGGCGGUCCCCAGUGUCGGAGACCACUGA